Molecule: messenger RNA, 552 nt
Organism: Ochlerotatus camptorhynchus
Lineage: Eukaryota; Metazoa; Arthropoda; Insecta; Diptera; Culicidae
Exons: 2
Coding region: 1-552 (183 amino acids)
Source: RefSeq, a predicted model, not a curated record
AUGUUUCGAAGAGCAGAGCAGGUGGCCCCAGAGUUCCUGUAUAAGCCGGAGUGUAGCUGGCCAGAGGAAGCGCUCGAGUCGACAACAGCCGAAGAAUUAAGGAUGGUCCAUGUGCACCAGUUGCCACCGACGCAGCCAGUCAUCGAGUUCGAACGGUUUUCAAUGGACGAAUCAAAGAAGGACGGAGAAACCUUGAGCAGUGAGGAGUGUGAACAAGCGGAGUCGACCGUGUUUAAGCUGAUCCAAGCGACUGAAUACAAAAUUCUGCGGAAAAAUCACCAAGUGCAGCUAGACCAACGUAAACGUAUCCAGAAGAGCAGUCGGAUAUUCAAACUAUCUCCGUUUCUAGACCCAACUGGAGUCAUGCGAAUGGGAUCAUGCAUAGCUGCCGCAGAGUGUGUUUUAGAUGAAGCCAAGUUUCCCGUGAUCUUGCCGAAGGAUCACUACGUCAUGCAGCUAGUUAUUAACUGGUAUCACAAGAAGUAUGGAAACGCGAACAACGAAACGGUGGUGAACGAAAUGCGGCAGAAGUUCCACAUCUCAGAACUGUGA